Messenger RNA from Protobothrops mucrosquamatus (brown spotted pit viper), 1533 nucleotides. RefSeq names its product arylsulfatase A (gene ARSA). Lineage: Eukaryota; Metazoa; Chordata; Lepidosauria; Squamata; Viperidae. The coding region runs from base 1 to 1533 and encodes 510 amino acids. Gene Ontology annotation, molecular function: arylsulfatase activity. The transcript has 8 exons. The record is from RefSeq and is a predicted model, not a curated record.
AUGUCAGCCUUGCCUCCGUCCUGGCUCCUCGCCCUGUGCCCGCUGCUGCUGCUGGCCUCCCUUGAGCCAGCCUACCAGCCCCCCAACAUCGUCCUGAUUUUUGCGGAUGACCUGGGCUUUGGAGAUCUGGGCAUCUACGGGCAUCCCACCUCCGCCACCCCCAACCUGGACAGGAUGGCUGCCGAGGGCCUGCGCUUCACGGACUUCUACAGCAGCAGCUCCGUCUGCAGCCCUUCCAGGGCAGCCCUCCUGACGGGACGCUACCAGACCCGUUCCGGGAUCUACCCGAGCGUCUUUUAUCCCGACUCGCAGGGAGGCCUCCCGCUGUCCGAGGUGACGGUGGCCGAAUUGCUGAAGGAGCGCGGCUACACCACAGCCAUGGUUGGCAAGUGGCAUCUGGGCCUGGGUCCCAAGGGCAUGUUCCUGCCCACCAACCAAGGCUUUGACCACUUCUUCGGGAUACCCUACUCGCACGACCAGGGCCCCUGCCAGAACCUAACCUGCUUCCCACCCCGUACUCGGUGCUUUGGGGUCUGCGACCAGGGGGUGGUCCCUGUCCCCCUGUUCCUGAACCAGAGCAUCCUGGAGCAGCCCAUAUAUUUCCCCCGCCUGGAGGGCCACUACAACAACUUUGCGCGCGAUUUCAUCCUGGAUUCCGCUCAGCGCAAGCAGCCCUUCCUGCUCUAUUACGCCUCUCACCAUACCCAUUAUCCCCAGUUUGGGAGCCAAAACUACACGGGCCGGUCCCUGAGAGGGCCUUAUGGCGAUGCCCUCCUGGAGUUUGACGCCUCGGUGGGCUCCCUCUUGCAGGCUCUGCAGGAUGCCGGCGUCCACAGAAACACGCUGGUGUUUUUCACAUCUGACAAUGGCCCAGAGAUGAUGCGUGGCUCCCGAGGAGGCAGUGCGGGCUUGCUCAAAUGUGGGAAGGGGACGACCUAUGAAGGGGGCAUGAGGGAGCCUGCCGUGGCUUAUUGGCCAGGUCGCAUUGCGCCAGGAGUGACCCAUGAACUGGCCAGCACCUUGGACAUCCUUCCCACUCUGGCCGCGCUGGCUGGGGUGCCUCUCCCCAACGUCACGCUGGACGGAUAUGACCUCAGCCCCCUCCUCUUGGGGAAAGGAAAGAGUCCCCGUCAGACCAUGUUCUUCUACCCGACGGCUCCCGAUGAAUUAUAUGGGGUUUUUGCCGUCCGCUACGGCAAAUACAAGGCUCACUUCUUCACCAAAGGAUCCUUCAACAGCGCCGCGACCCCCGACCGGGCCUGCAGCGGCUUCGCCAACCUCACCCCCCGGGAGCCCCCCCUGCUCUUCGACCUGGAGAUGGACCCUGAGGAGAACUACAACCUCCUGCAGGCCGGUGCCCAGAAGGCCGAAAUCCUGAAGGUCCUUAAGGAGACCCGCCUGCUGAAAGCCGCCUUCGACGGGGGCAUGACCUUUGGGCAGAGCCAGCUGGCCUUGGGCAGCGACCCCUCGCUCCAGCCUUGCUGCUCCCCCCAGUGCAGCCCCAAGCCCUCCUGCUGCCGCUGCGCCUCCUAG